This is a messenger RNA of Parnassius mnemosyne (clouded apollo), 927 nucleotides long. The record is from the annotation of a GenBank genome assembly. Lineage: Eukaryota; Metazoa; Arthropoda; Insecta; Lepidoptera; Papilionidae.
CUGGACAGGUCUCUCAUGGAGCGAGACCACUUCGCUCCUGAGACGUCCCGAGUGCUCCCGCCGUACAGUCAGCUCCCGAGGUGGAUAGGAAGUUCACCGACCACUGGCGCCGCGCUCGGUGCUGGUGACGCUGUGUCUCCACAUAGCGUCGAACCGGUUCCACUUCCAGGCUGGAACCUAGCCUGGCGGAGGAGAACUCCACCACAAAUCGAAGAAGACCAACUCCAAGAGGAGAAAAGGCUAAAGGCCGGAUCGGACUCAUUAUCCAAAUCGGCCUCGCCUACCACCCCAGUUCCAACACCAUCGCCAACUUCUAAAACAAGAGGGAUACCACCCGUGAGAACACGCAAUACCCCACCCGAGUCACCAUCACCAUCACCAACCACAUCUCCGGCCGGUAUGAUAGACGUAACUUUUGAAGAGCAAGACCCAGAAGGGAAGAGGGAAUGGGACAACACGUCCUACGCCACCCUCCCCCCUAUACAUCAGGAGGCUGAAAUUAAUAUAGAGGCUACACCAGGACCAUCCUCGGCGCCACAUACCUAUGCAAGCGCUGCAGCAGCAACGCGAACGGCACCACCAUCCCCUCACCCACCUGCGCAAAUGCCAGAACAACCCACUGAUAGGCAAACGGCCAAAUACCCCCCCAUAAUCACGGUGCCCAGUGCUGCAGCGGAUUGCACGGAAGAGGGGUAUAAAUAUACAACCUCCCAUGCCCCCGCAGACAGCACAGGCACCACAGAGGCAACCACCACCACCACUACCACCGCCACCACCACCACCACCACCACCACCACCACCCAAACCACAACAGCAACCCCAAUGGCAGCAACCACAACAGCUGCAACAACCACCCCUGGCGCCGCAGCAACCACAACGGCAGGUCACACUACCUGCUCCGGUGCCAACCACGUUCGCAUCAACUGA